CUCUCUCUUCAUAUUCGACCAUUCUCUCCCUCUCUACCGAUUUCUCGAUUCUUGACUCGGCCGAGUUAGGGGAAAAAAUAAAGAAAACUUUAAUAAACGACGACCAAGACGAAAUGGGUAUUUGCAGUUCGACUAGCUCGACUCACGUUGCGACGGCGAAACUUAUUCUACAAGACGGAAAAUUACAGGAGUUUUCGUACCCAGUUAAGGUCUCGUACGUGUUGCAGAAGAACCCGGCUGUUUUCAUCUGUAACUCGGACGAGAUGGGCUUCGACGACGUCGUUUCCGCCGUAAACGACGAGGAAGAACUCCAACCGGGUCAGCUUUAUUUUGCUCUGCCUUUGGGUAGACUAAAGCAACGUUUGCAGCCGGAGGAGAUGGCCGCAUUGGCCGUCAAAGCCAGCUCUGCCCUUAUGAAAAGCGGCGGCGCCGCCGAUAAAUGCGGAUGUCGCCGGAACUCGGUCUCGCCUAUUGUUUUCUCUGGCGACACCGUUAAAUCUUCACGGGGAGGUAACGGCGGUUCCGCCGGAUCCGGCGGUGGAAAUGGUGAUCGGUCUACGAGGGGUAGGAGAAAUGGGGGGAAGAAGUUUACGGCGUUGUUGAGUGCGAUACCGGAGUAAGGGUAAAAAUGGACAAUUCAUUUUGUACGGAAAGUGGUAUUCUUGUAAAUACUGUAAUGAUCUUUGGGUAAAAGUCACUUCCAGAUUUAAUUGUAGAGAUUUAUUUAGCGGCUCUUCUUCAUUAGACUUUUUUUAAAAAAAUUCUUUCUUUUAUUUAGUUUCGCUUGUCACUCAUUUUUGGGUCGUGUUUACAAUUUUACCCUUUUGAUGGGGUUUUGACAUCAUGACGAGCUUUAUAAACCAAAAAUAAAAAAGUUACGAACUUUGAACAAA
Molecule: messenger RNA, 893 nt
Organism: Humulus lupulus (European hop)
Lineage: Eukaryota; Viridiplantae; Streptophyta; Magnoliopsida; Rosales; Cannabaceae
Exons: 1
Coding region: 114-620 (168 amino acids)
Source: RefSeq, a predicted model, not a curated record